AUAUAUAUAUAUUACGUAUAUAUAAAAGUAUCUAUUUCAAUUAGAAAUGGAGGAGAGUGGAGACAAUGUAAAUGAUUAUCGCUUACAAUAAAAAGAGCAAAUGUAUCAUAUUGGAGAAUGCUGAGUAUCAAUGUAUUUUAUAAUCUUAUUACGAGAUGCGAAUUUUGUGAAUGUGGAAAUCAUCAAAAUAUAUUCACUGAAUAUAAAUCGUUUCAAUUGGACGUUUUGACAUCUCACUUAUGAUAGAUUGCGCUGUAAUCAGAGUACUUAAAUGAUUAAUACACAUUUCUCAAAAUAUAUAUUCAACACUGUGUCGCAUGUUCCUGAUUGCAAGUUACUAAAUAUUUAAUUAAUAGAAUAGUCAAAAAGUUUUUUUAUAUAAAGAUGGGUCAACAUGUUUCAAGAACUGAUUUUGAAUGGGUUUAUACUGAGGAACCACAUGCUUCACGGCGUAAAAUAAUUUUAGAAAAAUAUCCACAAAUAAAAAAAUUAUUUGGAUAUGAUCCAAAGUUUAAAUGGGUGGUAACGGGGAUGGUUUUAACUCAGUUUAUUUCUAUGUUUUUUGUGAAAGAUUUAAGUUAUCCAAUGUUGUUUCUUUUAGCAUAUUGUUUUGGAGGUGUAAUUAAUCAUUCUCUUAUGUUAGCAAUACAUGAAAUAGCACAUAAUCUUGCAUUUGGACAUGCUAAACCCAGAGCUAAUAGAUUAUUUGGAUAUUUUGCUAAUUUACCUAUAGGCAUACCAGUAUCAGUUAGUUUUAAAAAAUAUCAUCUUAUACAUCAUCGUUAUCAAGGAGAUGAGAAAUUAGAUACAGAUUUACCAACAUUACUAGAAGCAAAAUUAUUUUGUACAACAUUUGGAAAAUUCUGUUGGUUAUGCCUACAGCCAUUUUUUUAUGCAUUUAGACCUCUUGUUGUUUAUCCAUUGGCACCUACAUUAAUGGAAUAUAUAAAUUUAGUAAUACAACUUAGUUUUGAUGGAUUGAUAUGGUAUUUUUUUGGUGGAAAAGUCUUAGUUUAUUUAUUAUGUGGAUCAGCAAUGGCAAUGGGAUUGCAUCCUGUUGCUGGACAUUUUAUAUCAGAACAUUAUAUGUAUAGAAAAGGUUUUGAAACAUAUAGUUAUUAUGGUCCAUUAAAUUGGAUUACAUUUAAUGUUGGAUACCACAAUGAACAUCAUGAUUUUCCUGCUGUUCCUGGUUCAAGAUUACCAGAAGUAAAACGAAUAGCUUCCGAAUUUUACGAUAACUUACCACAACAUAACUCUUGGGUUUCUGUUUUAUAUGAUUUCGUUAUGGAUCCUGAUAUAGGCCCAUAUGCGAGAACCAAACGAAAGCAUAGGGGACUCACUUCAUAAAAAAUUUAGAUAAUUUUAGCAAGUAAUAUUGUGAUUAGCAUCUGAAGCUUAAUAUUACACAAAUUAAAAAAUAUUCUUAUUAAUUUAUUAUGUUAUAUAAAUUAAAUAUUAGUAAAAGAACACAUUAUAUUAUUAGUAACACAUUUUAAAGAAGUAUUAAAGUUUUUUAGCUUUUUCUCAUGUUUGGAGUAUUUAUGAAAUUAUAAAUACGUAAGUAAGUGGAAGAUGCUAAACUGUGAACAAUUUUCUAUUUUCUAGUGUCUGUGAAUAACUGUACUAAAGUUGUAAUAAAGAAUACUGAAUAU
Messenger RNA from Frieseomelitta varia, 1655 nucleotides. It is a transcript of the gene ifc, whose product is annotated as sphingolipid delta(4)-desaturase DES1. Gene Ontology annotation, biological process: ceramide biosynthetic process. Gene Ontology annotation, cellular component: membrane. Gene Ontology annotation, molecular function: sphingolipid delta-4 desaturase activity. The transcript is spliced from 7 exons. Bases 385 to 1350 code for a protein of 321 amino acids. The record is from RefSeq and is a predicted model, not a curated record. NCBI's taxonomy places the organism in Eukaryota, Metazoa, Arthropoda, Insecta, Hymenoptera, Apidae.